Penicillium atrosanguineum is the source of this 1854-nucleotide messenger RNA. Its product is annotated as Hsp70 family protein. Lineage: Eukaryota; Fungi; Ascomycota; Eurotiomycetes; Eurotiales; Aspergillaceae. The transcript is spliced from 8 exons. The coding region runs from base 1 to 1854 and encodes 617 amino acids. The record is from RefSeq and is a predicted model, not a curated record.
AUGAGCGACAAAGAGGUUGUGGUAUUGGAAGCUGAAAGCUGGGAUGAAUGGGUCCCAGAUAUUGUGACGGAAAUUUUCAAUGCUUCGAUGGAUAAUAACGGAUUUCAAGGUGUUGCGUAUUCCUCUGCGCCCGAAUGGCUUCCGCCAAAAACUAUCCAACGUUGGCCAGGAAAGCUACCGGGAGAACUAGCGAACAAAGUGCCAACCUGCAUCGAAUAUGACUCCGAGUUCAAGUCGGUCAUAAAUUGGGGGUUCAAGUGUGAUCCUGAAGACAAAAGCUCGAACAUCAAGGAGUUUUUCAAGCUACAUCUCGCGCCUCAGUAUCAAGAUGAGUACCCCGAAGCUCCCAGUCGUCAUGACGCUCAGCGUUGGUUUCAAGACUAUAUUCAAUGCAUCUAUCAGCAUGUGGUCUCUCAUUUCAACAGCUCCAUUCCUCAAUUUGCCUCGCGUAAUGUUGAGUUUCUUUUCAGUGUCCCCACCACCUGGAAAGAUGUUAGAAUGGUUGAGGAAACACGAAGACUUCUCGAGCGCGCGAUUAAUGCGAAGACAUCCAAUCAUCGAGCGUCUAUCGGUCUCACUGAAGCGGAAGCAGCUGCAGUGUAUGCUGGAAAUGAGCAUUACCACGUGGACGAUACUAUUCUUGUCUGUGAUGCUGGUGGAGGGACUACGGAUGUCAAUGUUCUCAAACUCAUUUCAUCUAGGGGCGAGCCAACGCGCCUCGAACAAUUAGGCCACGUCGAAGGGCAGCCGAUUGGGUCAGUCUUCAUUGACCGAAAGAUCCAUCAACUUAUAUGCGAAAGGCUCGAGAAGGUCAAAGAGCAUAUAAAGAUUUCACCAAGUGAGGCAGCGUGGAAGAUGACUUCCGGUCGCUUUCAAAGACUUAAAUGUGCAUUCGGUACAGAAGCUACAUUGACACCAUGGUUGAAACUUGAUGUUCCCUUCCUAGACCCCAAUAUGGAUCUUCCCGAAGCGGAGAUAUCCAAUGGGCAGAUGCGUAUUGCAUGGGACUAUGUCAAACACUGCUUUGAUGUGAAGGCGGAUGAAAUUUGCGAUCUCCUGGAUGGGCACAUUAACCAGAUGCAUACCAAGUACCCCUAUGACCAAAUAGCAUACCUCAUCCUAUCAGGCGGAUUUGGUAGCUCCCCAUAUGUGCGAAAGUGCCUUCUAGAAAGAUAUAGUGGACCCAGUGGACAUAUCCAUCCCAACGCGGAGGGGAUGCAGGUUCUGCUUGCAGAUGAGCCACAGCUUGUAGUUGUCCACGGUUUGGUCCUCGAUCGGAUCCAACAAAUCAAACGCGGAGUUGUCACCUUCGGAUCACGAUGUUCCCCUGUGAGCUAUGGUAUCAUCUGUGAUAAGAUAUACGAUCCGGAGAAUCAUGUCGGCCAAUUGGUUCGACUUGAUCCUCGAGAUAAUAAGACUUUUGCUGUUGAUCAAGUGGACUGGCUAGUCAUCCAGGGCAACCCAAUUCCCUAUACCGGUGUCAGAAAGGAAUUCCAAUUGAAAAUGGACCCGGGUCGAGAGAACGGACCGUGGAAGGUGCAGAUCGUUAUGUCGACACUUCCACCAGACAGACUUCCCCGAAAUAUGAGCCAAAGCGGUGUCUAUCUUGUCUGCAGCCUCGAUAUUGCCACCGAUAAUGUGGAUAAGAAGCUGAAAAACAGACACUGGUACAGCAGGAAGCCAACAUUUUGGAGAACUACCUUUGAUGUCAAGGUCGUCGUAGGACCUGCGGAUCUCUCGUUCCAGCUGUGGUCCAAGGACAGGAGAAUACGAAGUAACAAGCAUGAGCCUAUUGCGGUGAAAUGGAUGCCUUCUAGGGACUUCGAGGAGGAACCUGGUGUUGGAGUUUCGUAA